This is a messenger RNA of Macrobrachium nipponense, 5866 nucleotides long. RefSeq lists its product as uncharacterized. Gene Ontology annotation, molecular function: protein binding. The record is from RefSeq and is a predicted model, not a curated record. Gene Ontology annotation, biological process: cell-cell adhesion. Lineage: Eukaryota; Metazoa; Arthropoda; Malacostraca; Decapoda; Palaemonidae.
UCACCAGCCCGGUCAGUCGGUGUCCGGAUGUGUUCGAGUGAGGAUGUGCGAGUGGCCCCCGGUGAGACCUCUUCAGAGAGCACGUGCGUUCCUGCUUACGGGCUGUUUGGAUUAAUUACGUCGCUGAGUGUAAUUCGAAAUUACGGGAUCGCGACGACGACGUGGAAUUACGGCUGUCCUGUAAUUUAACAUGCUGCAAGUAAUACUACUACGUUACUGCCUGAGUGGAAUUGUGCAGUGAUUUUUCACACCUGUCAUUUUGUGGUGUAAUUACGAAAUUUUGUAAUCAAUUCCAAAAAUUUAUAAUUAAUUUCAAAAUUUUAUAAUUCCGAAAUUUUGAAAUUAAUUCCGAAAUUUUGUAAUUUAUUCAGAAAUUUGUAAUUAAUUCCGAAAUUAAAGUACAAAUUCAUCCGUAAUUCCCGACUACCAAAUGAAAAGGAAUGAGACACGUGACGAUGUGUGACGUCACGGCAACACCAUGCCGCCGGUAACUACGAUAGUUAAAACAUUUUGGCAGUUACUACAUGUGUAAUUAACUUCGUUCACUGACCUAUCAAACUACCCGUCGCGGUAAUUACGGGAGGAUAUGGCGCUCAUGAUCUUGAUCAUGUUAAUUACGUCUGUUGUGCAGUACGCUGUCGACGGCGUGAGGGAGGGGAGUACCAGCGUUCCCUUGGAAGCCCCCCCGCAGAUCCUGGAGGAACCCAAGGACGAGAUCGUCAGGAAAAACGACCCUUUGACCUUGUAUUGCAAGGCCACCGGGAACCCCCCUCCUACCAUAGUGUGGUACAAAGCGGACUCGGAGACGCCCCUGAGAGACAGGGACAGCCGCCUGCAGCUGCCCGACGGCUCCCUCUUCUUCUACCGCGUCCGGGCAAGGGACACGGGCUUCUACUUCUGCAUCGCCCACAGCGUCGCCGGCACCGCCACCUCCCGGAGGGCGUCCCUCCAGCUGGCUUACCUCCGCAAGGAUUUUCGGAAGUGGCCUUCCAGCAUGGGCGUGGUCGAGGGCGAGACAGCCGUGUUCGAGUGUGACCCCCCCAAGGGUCACCCGACACCAAUCAUUACCUGGAGAUUGGAUGGAGAAAAUUUAAAACUACCCAGACACAGGUUCCGUCAGGAGGGUAACCGCCUCAUUGUGACCCAUGUCGUGCCAGGAGACGAGGGGGAGUACCAGUGUGUGGUGACCAAUAUGGCGGACCAGAGGGUGUCCCACGCUGCGACGUUGACAGUCUAUGUGUCGGCCAGAGUGGGGGGCGUGGUCAAGAGUAUGGUGGGCGUGUCCGGCCAUGACGUCACCCUCCCCUGCGUAGCGACGGGUGUCCCAGAGCCACAGGUGACAUGGCGCCGUGUGGACGGAAUCGUUCCCGUGGGGCGCUCCUCCGUCGGAAGGGACUGGAGCCUGACCAUAAGCCACCUGGUGACGGAGGACCAGGGUGUCUAUGUGUGCGAAGCCACGAACCAGGCUGGGUCUCACGCGGCAAACACCUCACUCCUGGUAGUAGAGGCCCCCAGAGUGGACGGGGGCGUCCGCCCACGGAUAGCUGUCAUCACCCCCACCCACGUCAGGAAGAUCAGCUGCCCUGUGGUGGCCACGCCCACGCCCAUGGUCUUUUGGGUGAAGGAGAACCACCCGAGGGAGGCGGACGCUCCCUACGCCCGUGAACAAGGCGAGAACCAGUGGGCCUACCCGGGGGGACAACCCAGGAUCCUGGUGGGGGAGGAGACCCCCCUCCAAAGGGCUCCCUCUUCUUCUUCUUCCUCCUCCUCCACCUCUUCGAGGUCAGCCUCGACAGACGCCUUCGUGGACGAAGCUGACAACCUCCACGUGACCUCUGAGGAGGAAGGACACUGGGCAUGCAUGGCCUCUAAUGAGGUAGGGGGCCUUAUGCUUCCGGUGCACGUCCGGCGUGGGCGGGGCGUGGCCAGGGGCUCCGUCAGCAUGGGCAUCGUCGGCGUAGACGAAGUGGAAGCCAGGGCCGCCCUUCUGAACCCGACCUUGGAACAGGGUCACCCGGCACCCACCUCGUCCCGCUCGGCUACUCUGGCUUGGAGAUUGACGGGCCGCCCCACGCAUAUGGAGGGCCUCUUCAUCCUGGGAUGUCAACGCGGAUUUGGGUACGUCCCCCUCCGGGUCCAACAGCAGCUUCAGACCCACGACAUCACACGUCACCGCCUCCACCACCAUCACCAUCCCGACGCCCACCAGAGGGUCUUCCCCCACCACGAGAGGCCCGGCGGCGACGCCCUGAGAGAGAAGGCCACCCAACAUCCUGACGAAGAGACCCUCAUCCCCGACGACGACGAAGACUGGAUGGAGAUCCUGAGUAGUUCCCCCUUGAAUGAUAUGGACCCUGACCUGGUACCUACCAUUCCUGGAAACACCAGCCAACAAGGACCCGCUAUUGGAGACAUUCCAGCCCCACCCAAGUGCUCAGAUCUUCGAAUCCUAGGCUACACCCUCAUCCAGAGUAGGAACACCUACACAGUGGAGGAUCUGGAGCCAUACACAUCCUACUGGUUCCUUCUUCUCCCACACUACAAAGGGGUCCUCGGUGUGCCCUCAAAUAUGCAGGCCUUCACGACGCCCCAGGAUGUCCCCUCUGGGUGGGUUGUUCUCUCGAGAUGGUGGGCGGCGAAGGCUGACGACGGGUUCUACGCCCUCACCUUACACUGGAGGCCACUGACACCCCACCAGGCACAUGGUAUCAUUACCAAGUAUCAGGUCAUUGUCCACGAGAGUGACACGGGCCUGAAACACAACGUCAGCGUGGUGGGUGACCUGACCUCUCUGACCCUGGCUAACGUGACCUCGUCGCGCGUGAGUGUGACCUUGUCCGCCGCUACCGUGAAGGGUAUGGGCCCCUCCUCACCUCCAGCGAGACUUAACUUACUGACGACUCACUUCAAGGAAACAGCAGCAGGAACAGGUGUAGUGAGGUCAGCGUGGUUCAUAAUGCUGGCUGGAGGGGCUAUCGCUAUGGUACUUGUGGUUGUGGCGUGCACCAUGGUCGCCAAAUGGUGCGCGAGGAGAAUUCACACGAGUAUCCCCUCAGAAACCAGUAAGAACAAGAUGUGUGGGGUUGUGGAACCCUGGAGCGAGGUGGGUGGCCUGUGGGCAGCCGCCGUCGAGGUUGACCGCCUCAAUUCAGACAAGUCCGAGCGGAAGCUUCUGGCCUCGACGGGGUCGUCCACCGCUGACUACGCCGAGGUUGAGGAAGGGACGGCUAAGAUGAAGGACGAACUCAACAAGAGUAGGUUAGAUGCCUGGUCACAGGGUCUCCUGAAUUCCUCGCCCUCUCCCUCUCGCUCUUCCGCUAACACCCACCGAACUAACAUAAUGACGCAGAGCUAUACUCGCCACACACAAGGUCGCACCUACGCCAACUCCGGAACGACCCAUACGACCAACAACACCAGCCGGGACUCGAACUGCGACACCUGGUACACGGGAGAGUGCUGCAGUUGCUGUCACGAGGACAUUAAACUGAUGGUGCCGCCUAGCGACGCCUUCUGCAGCACGUCGUCGGGGAUGACAACCGUCUUGGCCAAUCCCGGGAGGGAUUCGCACUCCCCUUACAAGUCACUCAAUUACCAGUACAGUGAGAUUGGGACAGACACAUAUGAGGCAGUUACAGCCUACUGCGAGACGGCUCACUCUGACCACGAUGAACACGAAGCUAUCCACCGGCCAACUCCUCAGCGUAUCCCAAGUCAGGAGACUCGCCAGCUCAGACUCAACACUGAGUCCACCACUGACUUGUCCAUGGACAACUACAACUUCUCAGACGAGGAUGAGGAUGAAACCCAGUCGUGUAGCGACACUGAGGCUUCUUUCUUCAUCCCCCACGAUCACUUGAUGAAGGGGGACUCCAGAACGAGCAGCAGCACAGGACGCGAGAGGAAAAGCACAGUCGACUCGUCUUACGAAGACAUCCAGAGGCCCAUCCGGGAGAGAUUGCGGUCCAGCAGCGUAACCAUGUCGGACAAGAUACCGUCGACUUUCCGUCGCGUCCUUGGGGAGGAACGCAUGGUCAAAACGGAAGGGGACCGGAAACUGUCUAACUCAGCAAAGGGUUCCAAAAAGAAUACGGACUCUGGGUCCACAUCAGGCAUCUCCUCGUCGAGUCCCUUGGUUGCUGAGUGCUCGGAAUCCUCUCCAGCGAGGAAGAUGAGCGCCCGGUCCUCCGCCUCCCAGGAUAGUUUGGAGGAGCAGUUCGAGAGGACCUUGAGUAUGAUAUCUCAAGGAGGGUCGUGUAACUUAGAUUCCGAUUACCUGUCCACUUCGGCAUACAACUGAUAUAUAGAGUACUGUGAGAGACACUUGAGAAAGUACUACAUGGAAGUUGUCAUAUCUUGCAAAACAACUGACGUCUGACGAGUGAUUUUAGCCACGUUUGGUAGCAAUGUCUGCCAUCAGCAAGGCGUGUGUGUGAGCAUUGUAUACAAGCAUCAGUAAAACAACAGCAAUAUAAUAUGUGUUCUGUGUACCGGGCAUUAGUCGUGUUAUAAAAAAGACAAUGUAUUGCUGACCCGUGCUGUACAAAGCGUUUACACUUAGCGGUCUCUUAAGAUUUAAAGACUAGAAUAGUGCUUGCUUGGUGGUUAGGCCAUUGCUUGCACAGUGAACUCAGGGUCCAACCCUCAAAACCCCAAAACAUUUAAAAAAAAACUUCCAGUGCUUUCAAGUGAAAACUCAACCAUGUGUGUGCAUAUGUGACUAUGAUAAACCGAGACAUAUCAUAAGACUGAACUCCUGAUUGUUUAUAAAUGUUGAAAUAAGAAGAGUAUAGAUAUUUUAUUUCAAACUGAGCCUGGCUCUUCCAAGUGUUCUUUUCUUUCCAAAUGAAUCAAUAAUGUUAAGUGUUGUUACUGUUUAGCUGGGGUAGAAAAAAAAAGCAUGACUUGGACACACGUGUUCCCUUGUCUCACCUGACGUUGCCUGGAGGGAGGUUAAUUAGAACUGAAAUGGAUGUUGUUGUGUCUGAUUGAAGAAUACUGAGGCUGUUGAUUGGUCGUGACUGAUUCGAGAAAUACAGGUUGCCCACAAAGUCCCAAUAUACCAUUCAGAACAAUAAAUACUUGUAAUGGUACUGGGACUUUAUGGACACCCUCUAUGUUGUUGCAUGUAUCAGAAAGGAGAGUGACCAUGUAAUCAGUCACGUCUCAGGUAAGACAUGAUUAUCAUUCAUGUCUGAGUGGUAGACUGAUGAUGUAAUCAGUUGUAUUCAAAAGAAGUCUGGUGAUGUAAUCAGUCAUACAUCAUCAGGCAUAAUCUGAUGACAGAUAGAUUAUGUAAUCAGUAACUGUUGAGAGGAGAUUGAUAAUAUAAUCAGCUAUGUCUGACGUAAGACAUAUUAUCAGUUAUGUCUGAUGAUGUAAUCUGUCAUAUUAGCACUCAUGUCUCAUGGUAGACUGGUUAUGUAAUCAGUCACUUCUGAGAGUAGACUGAUGGUGUCAUCAGUCUAGCCUGAUAUAUAAGACAUAUCAAAAUCAGUCACAUCUGAUGGAAGGCAGAUAUAGCAGUCAGUCUUGUGUGAUAGUAAAGCUGAUUAAGUGUGGUACAAGACUGAUAAGAGACUCAUAUAGAUUAUCAGUCAAGUCUGAUGCAUAAGAUAAGACUGAGAAUGUUAUAAAUAAAAGGCCUUUCACCAUCCCUCUAACACAAUUUUUUUUUUUCGUUUCAGUCCAGUGUUAUAUAUACCUGUAUAUCUAAUAUAUAUAAAUAAAUAUAUAUAUAACACAAUCCAGCAAUAAAUGUGUUGCUGUGUCUCACAUAUUUUGUAACAAAAACAAAAGAAAAAGCUUCCCCAAAAAAAUGAACUAUGUCCAGAUGAAGCAUCAUAAUCAAAAAAAGGUUUCCUAA